GUAGGACAUGUGAAUUGUUCUGGAUCGGAGUGGAGUGGAGUCUGGAGACCGUCGCGCGGACAGAACAGAGGAGAUGGCCGGACGACGCUGGACCACGGGUCUGCUGGCUCUGAUGGGCAUCCUGGCGACACCGACGAGCUGCGACACUGUCCCGUGGCAGGAGGAAAAGCUGAAACAUGAAGCGACCACACUGAGCUCCAGUGAACUGAGCAGUGUUGUAUCUCGCACCGAUCUGGACCGGAUGUGGCAGAAAGACCUGAAGCCCAUGCUUGUUGUCCGCUAUCCUGGUUCAACUGGAAGCCAACACGUUCAGCAGCAUAUUAAAUCAACUCUCGGCUCUAUGAAAGCAGGAUGGGAAGUGACAGAGGAUGCCUUCUAUGCUCAUACGCUUUAUGGCCAACUUCCCUUUACCAACAUAAUUGCCACUCUCAACCCUGCGGCCAAACGUCAGUUGGUUCUGGCCUGCCACUUUGACUCCAAAUACUACCCUUCACAGUGGGACGGGCGUGAGUUCCUUGGAGCAACGGAUUCUGCUGUUCCCUGCUCUAUGAUUUUGGAACUGGCAAGAGCCCAAGAUGAUGAACUAAAGACCCUGAAGGAUUCUGGGUCAGACUUGUCACUUCAGCUGCUCUUCUUUGACGGAGAGGAGGCUCUUUACCAGUGGACCUCUGAAGACUCUCUGUACGGCUCCCGUCAUUUAGCUCACAAAAUGGCAACAACAGCACAUCCACCGGAAGCCACCAACACCAGCCAGCUCGACGGCAUUGAUUUGUUUGUUCUACUGGAUUUGAUUGGAGGUCCCAAUCCUCGCUUCGGUAAUCACUUCUCCAGUACGACCCGAUGGCUUUCAAGACUACAAAAUAUUGAGCGUCGGCUGCAUGCGCUCGGUCACCUAGAGAAUCACCCUAACAAGGUUCAGUACUUCUGGCCUGGCCUGCAUGUGGGGCUCGUUCUGGAUGACCACAUCCCAUUUCUCAACCGAGGGGUCCGGAUUCUCCAUCUGAUUUCGAAUCCUUUUCCUGCGGUGUGGCACACCUUUGACGACAACGAGGAGAACCUGGAUCGAACCUCCAUCAGCAACCUCAACAAGAUCCUGCAGGUCUUUGUUCUUGAGUACCUCAACAAGAAAAGUCAGAACCCUAUCGCUGAAGGCUCCUAAUGUUCCCAAAAUGUGCCAUCAUUCGCAUGUGUCGUUUCUCAAGCACAGGAAACAAUGGUGCGUUUGACAUCUCAAUUCAGCCAGUUUCAACAUUUAAACAGUUUUUACCACACACUCAGUUUGUGUCACAUUUAGCAUUCAUCUGUCGAGAUUCUGUGAGUUCACUGCAGCUGGAGCUGCAUCAAGGAUCAGACUCGGUAUACAGGGUCCACUGUGUCCGAAACAGUGUUUUCUUUAUAUGCGCUGACAUUCGAAGCUCUAUUCAUGCCCCAGGACAUAAAUAUCUACAGAAUAAAGAUUGGUACUCAAUAUAUCUUCUUUUUUUGCUUGUUAUAUGAAUAAUAUAAUUUAUAGUAGCCUUAUACUUUGUAGUCUUUUUUGACUUCAAAUGUAAACUGUUUUAUGAAUCAACAAACAUGUUUUAUGAUGCUUGUGUGAUUCUGUAAGCUGCUGCUAUUGUCAUGUGAUCUUAAAGCUUUUAUUGUAACCUUAAACAUGUAUCCAUUUAAAUAGCUGUUCAUGGUGUGAAACAGCGAAUAAACAGUUUACGAAGCAAUGGUUAAAACCAA
Carassius gibelio (silver crucian carp) is the source of this 1728-nucleotide messenger RNA. Its product is annotated as glutaminyl-peptide cyclotransferase. NCBI's taxonomy places the organism in Eukaryota, Metazoa, Chordata, Actinopteri, Cypriniformes, Cyprinidae. The record is from RefSeq and is a predicted model, not a curated record. Gene Ontology annotation, molecular function: glutaminyl-peptide cyclotransferase activity; zinc ion binding. The coding region runs from base 74 to 1159 and encodes 361 amino acids. The transcript has 7 exons.